This is a messenger RNA of Limanda limanda (common dab), 1391 nucleotides long. It is a transcript of the gene ttc32, whose product is annotated as tetratricopeptide repeat domain 32. Gene Ontology annotation, molecular function: protein binding. Bases 31 to 441 code for a protein of 136 amino acids. Lineage: Eukaryota; Metazoa; Chordata; Actinopteri; Pleuronectiformes; Pleuronectidae. The record is from RefSeq and is a predicted model, not a curated record. The transcript has 3 exons.
ACUCGACGUAACAAACGCAGAGACCCGUAAAUGGAGGAAAACAUCCCAGUGAAGCUGGAACAUGGAAACUCCCAGUUCCACCAGAAGAACUUCCCACAGGCAGAGCAGCUGUUCUCUCAGUUCAUCACUUCCUGUUUGCUCUCCAGGAAGUGUGAUGCUGCCAGUUUGGCCAGAGCUUAUAACAACCGCGGUCAGAUAAAGUAUCUCCGGGUGGAUUUCCAUGAAGCGAUAGAGGAUUACACUGCUGCUAUCCAGGCUGACGGUCACUACGAAGUACCUUUCUACAACAGAGGACUGAUCCGAUACAGACUGGGUUUCUUUGACGACGCCGUGAGUGACUUCCAGCAGGCGUUGAAGCUCAACCCAGAGUUCGAAGAUGCCAAAGUGAGUCUGCAACAGACGCUUCUGGACCGGCAGGAGAAGACAAACAGAGGAUACUGACCUUCUCAUAAACUACAGACAGCGAGUUUUAUAUGACCUGAAGUCUGGUGCUCAAACAAAAGAUACCGUCAUUGUCAGUUUGGUUUUAUUUAUUUUGUCUGAAGUUUUCAUUGUUGGAUCUAAAGAUGUUUUAUCAUGUGUCACACACACAUUGUAGCUGAAAAUCAGACGAUGGCUACAAAGCACAUUAUCUUUUGCUGUUUGUGCACAUGACAGGAGGAAGUGGACACUGGAUCAGGCGCGACGCUGAUAUGGAUUUUUAUUAAGCAGAGCAUUUUUGAUUCCUUUCUUGCGCAAACUCCAGCCUCUUUCAGUGGGAAAAACAAUAUAAUGGCCUCAUAAAUGAAAGUAUAUCAUCGCAUAAGUCUGUGAAUGGAGAGUGCAGACGAAUCGACCGAGCUGCAGCAGGCAAAACAACAGACGUGGGUUUUACUGUCAGUAAUAAACGUUUGUUCCCCACCUUGAAGUCACUGGGAGGAUGUUUGUGACCAUAAGCAAACAAUAGUCAAAUGUUAGAACCGAGUAAUAAUGAGGAGUCUCAAAGGAAGACAAGUGUUUAUAUUGGUGCAUGAUUUUAAAGAAAGAUUUUAAGGCAGGGCUAAAACAAUCUGUUAACCCUGCAUUUUUUUAAAUAAUCAAAUAUAUAAAUAUCUGUGGUAAAUAAUUAUGUAUAGAUUUGAAGAACUAGCCAAGUGAGUAAAAGAAUACAUUAAUCUAUGAACUAAAAGAAAACUUAUUGGAAACUAUUUUUCGAUAAUGUAUAGAUAAUUCAGAUCUUGUUUUUCAAGCUAAAAAAACUAGAGAUUGGCUCAUUCAUAAUUCUGAUGUGAAUAUUAAGUCUUUCAAAUGUAGACUUUUGUGACGAAGAGUAUAUAUAUACAUUUCUGAUGUCAAACACAUCUAAGUUUGUACAUAAUCAGUGAACAAUAAAUUAUUUUUCCUGCACACAA